AUGCGCAGAGUGCCGCCGCUGACGGCCGGUGGCUGUAGGCUCCCGUGCGAAAGGUACAAAAGUAACGCAAGCAAUUCCCUUCCAAGGUUCCUGGGAGUCAUGCCUGCGUACAGUGCUGCAGACGAUGCUCUCACAACCAAAUUGGUGACUUUCUAUGAGCACAAGAAGGAUUCCUCCGUCCCUUCUCACCAAGCGACUGUCCUCUUAUUUGACCCCAGAAAUGGUUCUUUAAAAGCUGUCCUAGAUGGCAGUGUGAUUACAGCAAAACGAACAGCUGCAGUUUCUGCCAUUGCUACCAAGUUGUUAAUGCCAGCUUUUGCAGAAGUGCUAUGCAUUUUGGGAGCUGGUGUUCAAGCAUAUAGCCAUUAUGAUAUCUUCAUGGAGCUGUUCACAUUUAAAGAGGUCAGGAUAUGGAAUCGCACCAAAGAGAGAGCGGUGAAGUUUGCUAAUUCAGUUAAUGGUCCAGUGCAGGUCUGUUCUUCUGCUCAGGAGGCAGUUACUGGGGCUGAUGUGAUUAUAACAGUCACUAUGGCAACAACACCCAUUUUAUUUGGAGAAUGGGUAAAACCAGGUGCCCAUAUCAAUGCUGUUGGAGCAAGCAGACCAGAUUGGAGGGAACUGGAUGAUGAACUGAUGAAGAAUUCAGUUCUGUUUGUGGAUUCCAGAGAGGCUGCUCUUACAGAAUCGGGAGAUGUUAUAUUAUCAGGGGCAGAGAUUUUUGCUGAGCUGGGAGAGGUAGUGAAUGGUACAAAACCAGCCCUGCCUGAGAAAACAACAGUGUUUAAAUCACUGGGGAUGGCGGUUGAAGAUACAGUAGCAGCAAAAUUUGUUUAUGACGCAUGGUCAGCUAGUAACUAAAGAGAGAAGUCUACAGUGCCAACAAGGCCAAGAAAAAUGUUUGCACUUAGUCUCCUUGGAUCUCUUGUUAACAAGGCAUCCUAUCUGAAUGUUGCCCUUCUAGAACAUUCAAAAAUGAAAAGUAAAAUUUCAGCAAUAGACUAGU
Egretta garzetta (little egret) is the source of this 1003-nucleotide messenger RNA. It is a transcript of the gene CRYM, whose product is annotated as crystallin mu. Gene Ontology annotation, cellular component: cytoplasm. The record is from RefSeq and is a predicted model, not a curated record. The transcript is spliced from 8 exons. Gene Ontology annotation, biological process: thyroid hormone metabolic process. NCBI's taxonomy places the organism in Eukaryota, Metazoa, Chordata, Aves, Pelecaniformes, Ardeidae. The coding region runs from base 1 to 858 and encodes 285 amino acids. Gene Ontology annotation, molecular function: thyroid hormone binding.